Messenger RNA from Peniophora sp. CBMAI 1063, 1767 nucleotides. The record is from the annotation of a GenBank genome assembly. NCBI's taxonomy places the organism in Eukaryota, Fungi, Basidiomycota, Agaricomycetes, Russulales, Peniophoraceae.
AUGUCGCCGCCGCUCCGCGAACGCAAACUCGUACAGAAGGUCCUCCGUGCCCUUGGGAAACCGUCUCCGAUCCUGCCGCCGAAUCCGACUGUGCCCGACAGCCCACCUACAUGGCACCAGGUCCCGCACGUAGAGCCAGAGCCAGAGCCAGACUCGCCCAGUCUCCUCGCCUCCUUCUCUCAGCUAUUCUCUCAUCUGCGAAACCAAUCCGAUGACACCGUUGACGUCGUUGGCCCCGAGCCCGAUGCCCCUCAGGCUCCUCGCGCAGACAUUUCCGAUCUUCCUCCGGAGAUUCUCGCCAUGAUAUUCAAGAUCGUACGGGACGGAGCAUUCCCCGCCCCAGCUGAGGCCUUGCACUACGACCCGAAGCAAUGCCUUGCGUGGACGAACGUCGUUGCCGUAUCCGUCAAGUGGUCGACGAUCGCUUUCAUCGACCCUUCUCUCUGGACCAACGUGCCGCUGGACGCACCUCCCGAGAUCAUACGUCGACACUUCGAGCGUUCCAAGGGCCUCAAGCUGCGCAUCUAUCUCUCUGGCGAAGCCGCGGAUCAGCAGGAGCGCGCAUCGCUCUUGCGCCAACAGGCCUCGCGCGUCAUGGCCGUCAUCCAGAUCGGGCGUAGCCAACGUUUCCAUCGACCUUCGCCAGUGGCGUGUCAUCUCGUCGAAGAGGACUCGCGUGGCUUUGCCGUGCCAGAGCUCGAAGAGCUCAGCGUCUACUCUGAUGCUCCUGAGUAUUACCCUACUGGCGUCUUGUUACGAUACGCCGCGACCCUGCGCAGCCUGGCCGUGAUCGAUAGUAGCUGGGACAAGGCCUUGGGUCAGAUCAGAGCUCCUCAGCUUCGUCGCUUGGCUCUUGCCGGAUGGGCGGAAGACCCGCCGGAGGCUUAUGGGGCUCUGCUCCAAUUUAUUCAGGCGAACCCGCUCCUCGAAGAGAUCACCAUUGCCGGAAUCCAGCGCGAGUACUUGGCCUUUGACGCCGACACCCAGCCAGUCGAGUGCAAGCACCUGCGCCGCCUCCACCUCUCUGGGCAGCAUGAAGGGAUCUUAACGGUAUUGCGACUUUUCGUGUUCGACCCGCACAAGACCAUCGUCGAAUUGGACGUCGAAAGGUUCAAGGGCAGAAGCGACGAAGGCCGUGUCAAUAAUCACACUCUUCUGGCCCUCCCUUACGGUCUUGGACGAUCUCGCGCCGAGCCUGAGAACUCCCGUCGUUGGCUCCAUGUCAGUCAGACGAGCAUGCAGGCGGGCUUCGAUACCGACAAGACGACACCCAGUGUCGUUAUACGGCCAUCCCUUUACGCACGCGACGGGCACCUUGAAGUCGACCUUUUUCGUGGUGUUCAUCAAUUCGCGUGUGUACCUGCGCCGUACACUUGCGAGGCCCUCAAGCUGGCGGGAGUACGCACGCUUUCAUUCGAUCGCCAUAGUGCACUUAUCGCAUGGGAGCUCUACGAAUGGUGUACCGAGGUCGAAGUCUUGGAGGUGGCUCUUAUCGACUGGAUAGGCCCCAUCUCCGAACGACUCUUCAUGCGACAAGGCGGACAUCUCUUUCUGCCUGCUCUCAAGCGUGUGAGGGUAUUCGACUCGAGCGACAGACCGGCCUUUGGCGCGGCUACUCAGUCCCGCCUUGUACAGAAGUUCCAAGGCGAUCGCAAGGAGCCUGUGGCAAUCGAUGUGGUAUGGCGCAGGGACGUGAAGGAGUCUAGUGAUAGGGCGGAGAAUAUGAUCUCGUUCAUCCUUCGUCACUUGAAGACAAGUGGAAGUUGA